AUGCAUAACGAUCGCACCCAUCCGCUCCUGGCCCAGGUGCCGCUGACCGUGUCGCCGUUCGUCUCGCUACCGACCGCAGCGACGCUCCCGUACACGUACAAGGCGAUGCCGUCGACGCUGCCGCCCUCGAGCACGGGGAUCACGGGCACGAGCAACAGCAGCAGCGCCGGCGGCGACGACCCGUCGGCGAAGCCGCGCUACGUCGUCUCGGCCUCGGGCCACGCCGCGCACCCGGACGACAUCGUCGCCAGCUGCCGCGCGCUGCAGGGCCACGUGGCCAAGAUGCAGGAGGACGCCGAGCGCGAGCUGCGCGAGCUCGACGACCGCAUCCGCGCCCGCGAGCUGGCCGAGAAGCGCCGCGUCGCCCCCGGCUGGCUCGACAGCGAGGCCCGCCUGCUGGAGCCCGAGCGCCGGGCCGCGGGCGGCGAGCUGGACGACGAGAACAGCGCCGCCUAUGCCGGUGAGUUUAGUGCUGCUGCGGGUACCGGCGUGGCUGGCCAGUUCGCCGAGAUGAGCAUCGCGGACCGGGAGGGCGCUAGCGAGAUGGCCGUCGACCACGGAGCCGAAUUGGACCGGGCAUUUGGUGCCAGGUGA
Molecule: messenger RNA, 594 nt
Organism: Neoarthrinium moseri
Lineage: Eukaryota; Fungi; Ascomycota; Sordariomycetes; Amphisphaeriales; Apiosporaceae
Exons: 2
Coding region: 1-594 (197 amino acids)
Source: RefSeq, a predicted model, not a curated record